Molecule: messenger RNA, 264 nt
Organism: Suillus subaureus
Lineage: Eukaryota; Fungi; Basidiomycota; Agaricomycetes; Boletales; Suillaceae
Exons: 1
Source: RefSeq, a predicted model, not a curated record
UAUUUGGCGCAGUCUCCUAAACCUGAUAACAACUUACUCACAUCUAUUGACAGAUCACUCACACUAUUUCAUGAUAAUAAAGAUGUUAUCAUGACACUAGGCGCUCGGAUGGGUGUGAAGAGAGUGAUUGACAAUUGGCACAUACCCAAGCUAGAGCUCAUGCAGAGCAUUACCACUAGCACAUGCCAAGUUGGUGCCCUCAUCCAGUGGCCUGCAGAUGCAACUGAACAUGUGCAUGUCUCUGAAAUCAAGGACCCAGCAUAA